This is a messenger RNA of Salarias fasciatus (jewelled blenny), 3543 nucleotides long. RefSeq names its product centrosome and spindle pole associated protein 1-like. Bases 135 to 3311 code for a protein of 1058 amino acids. NCBI's taxonomy places the organism in Eukaryota, Metazoa, Chordata, Actinopteri, Blenniiformes, Blenniidae. The record is from RefSeq and is a predicted model, not a curated record. The transcript is spliced from 27 exons. Gene Ontology annotation, cellular component: microtubule; centrosome; spindle pole. Gene Ontology annotation, biological process: positive regulation of cytokinesis.
UCGGAACCGGAAGUAGUGACGAACCGUACCUUAAUCCAAAUAUUUGAGCAGGCGUCGCUAAAACUCUGGAUAAAACUGAAUAAUAGUGGCGUUCGUUACUUUAAUCCCCAUCUACACUUGGCGUGAGUGUGGAGAUGGCGGUUGGAUCUCUCCGUGUGGAGAUGGACGACGAGCUGGAGAAGUUCCUCAAGGAGCGCAAGGCGAGGGUGGCCGAGGAUAAGGCCAGUUUAUCCCACGACCCCCCCUACAUGGAGAUGAAGGCCAAACCAGACAGAGGCUACGUCUCCAAGGAGAAUAUCCCCCCCAGGUCUGCCACACAGGGAAGAGAGGAGAGCUGCAGCGUGGGUCUGCCCCUCGGUGUGGAGUAUGAGAGGAAGAAGCAGAGGCUGCAGAAGGAGCUCCGCAUGGACUACCGGCGCUUCGUGGCUCAGAAGAAGCACUUUGAGCCGGUGAAGCCCAGACCCCUCAGCCACCUGAGUAACGGCGUGUCGGUGGAGAGCGGCCAGAGAGACGCCGCCACGCUGACGGAGGACAGGAGCGCGUCUGACGGGCCUCUGCGCCUCCUGCACCCGGAGUCUGAGGAGGAGGAGGAGGAAGAGCUGGAGCCAGCAGCAGGCAGGAGAUUCAGACACGUCGGGGUGGACACCGAGUCUGACAGGAGGCCGACAGCUGGGAUGGAGAGCAGGGACAGGAGGGUUAUUCCUUCAGGCACCGCCACAGAUGGACGGCGAUCCAGAGCACUGAGCAGGAACGAGGAGGCAGAGUUUGCCACCGGUCUCAUUAUCGGAGCGGCCGAUCCAGACGAGCUCAUCCAGAGGAGGAAGGAUCGCUACAGGAAGGAGCUGCAGGAGCAGAUCGCCGAGCAGCACCGGAACAGGAAGAGGGAGAAAGACUUGGAGCUGAAAGUGGCUGCGACGGGAGCGAACGACCCCGAGAAGCAGCCGGACAGGAUCAGGCAGUUCGGCCUGAGCCGGAGGAGAGAGCUGCACGGCUCGGAGCCGGCGGCGGACGGAGAGCGGCCCCCGCCCCGCAGCGCCGCGCUGGCUGUCCGGGAGAGAGACGCCCCCCCUCCGGACCAGCCCCACGUGGCCUUCCAGUCCCCUCUGCUGGAGUACAGCUCGGCCCUGGGCCUGGGGGGCCUGGGGGCCCCGGGGGGCCUCGGCGCAGGCCGGCUGUCUUCAAACAGCCACGCCGUCCCCCCCUCCUUCCCCUCGGUCAUGGACAUUCACAGAACCCCCCUGUUUGCUCCUCAUCCUCCGUCCUCGCUGAGCGAAGCCUACAGGAGUCCGUACGCCGAGCCUCAGCUCUUCUACGGCUCCAGAGGCCUGCUGGAGCCGAGCGCGGCCUGCUACGGUCAUCUGUCCGUCCCCGGAGUCCCGGGAGUCCCAGGAGCCGGCCUCCCCGUGUCCUAUUGGACUUGCCCACCAGGGGGCGCCGUGCCCGGCCAGUUUGGGCCCCACAGUCCUCACAGCCAGCUGAGUGGAAGCAGCUUUCCGGAGCCUCAGCUGCUGUUAAACGCAGACGCCGUCGUCGACUCUCACGUCAGGAGUCUGGCUCCAGACGUGCCCAGAUCCAGCCGGGAGAGGAUCCACAGCUACCGAGACGCUCUGAAGCAGCAGAUCCAGGAGCAGCAGGAGCGGCGGCGCCGGGAGAGGGAGGAGAGGGAGCGCUACGAGGCCCAGCUGGAGGCCGACAUGAGGAAGUACCAGCCGUGGGGGCGGGGCGGAGGAGGGGCGCCGCUCAGAGACAGCACCGGGAACCUGAUCACCGACCUCAACCAGAUGCACAAGCUGAACGAGGAGGCCUACAGCAACCCGGAGCAGUGGCAGAGGAGGGCCGCCGCCCCCGCCGGCCCCCGGGCGGAGCCGACAGACCCCAACGACCGGGUCUCUGGUUUCGCUCAUGUCCCGACGUCCCAGUUCGCCAGAGGGAAAGUGUUUUCCAGCCAGCCCAGCAAACAGCAGCUGCACGAGCGCAAUAUGUAUAAAGCUUACCUCAGUCAGCAAAUUGAGGAUAAGAUGCGAAAGAAGGCGGAGGAGAGGGAGCGGGAGAGGCUGGAGGAGGAGAAGGAGGAGAGGAGGCUGGCGGAGCAGCGGGCUCGCAUCCAGAGGGAGUUUGAGGAGGAGCAAGAGAAGAAGAGGAGGAAGGACAUGGAGCAAAAGGCCAAGAACGAGGAGCUGAUGCAGCUGGCCGAGCAGAAGAAGAGGGAGGCGGAGCGCAAGAAGAAGGAGGCGGAGGAGAAGGAGAACGAAGCUCUGAGGAGGCAGUACGAGAAGGAGAGGCAGGCCCGGGUGGAGGAGGUCUGCCGGGAGCCGUCGCCCCCCAUCCCCACGCUGCAGAAGAGACAGCGGCAGCACCGCUACACCCCCAGGCCCCCGACGGCGGACAGCCGGGCCUCGGCGGCCCCCCCCUCCGAUCGCUCCCUGUCCGGCCUGCAGUCCCCUCCCGUCCCCGCUCGCAGGAACCAGCUCCGAGCUGCAGGCGAUCAGGACAGCCUGAUGGGGGCGCUGGCUCGCCUACGCCGACACCUGUACGACGAGCAGACGGUCCUGGAGGAGCGUCUGGAGCAGGAGGAGCCGGACUCUCCGCCCAGCUGCAGACGUGGCGAUCGUCCCGUGAUGGAUGUGUUUGAAAUGGCCCGCAGACGACUCCAGGUCCCGGUCCGGAGGCCCAGCGCCCGAACCCUGGAGCCUCACAGGCUGAUGCGGAUCCACGACUCGCUGCAGCUCAGGUUCUCAGACGAAGAGUCCCGGCCAGAGGAAGAGGACGUGUCCCACAGGAAGAGGCGGGACUUGGGCGACCCGUUUCAGCAGGCGGGCAGCUGCAGGUCCACCGUCCAGGACGAUUAUUCUGACGUGUCUCCGCUGCGGCAACACGAUUAUCUGAGGACUGAGAUGGGAUCAGCUCGAGGGUCUCUGCUGGAGUCAGAGAGCGCCUUCAUCGAUCCUCUGGAGGCUUCGUCGCUGCCUCAAACCCCGGAAGAGGAGAAGAGUCGCUUCCUGUCGGCCAGAGAGAGGAGGAGGAUGAACAGGCAGAGUCAGCAGGACCGAGCGUCUUCCAGCCGUCCCUCGCAGGAAGUGAAGCCCCUCAGCGAUUGGCCGAGCUGGAGCAGGGGGCGUCGCCUGGUGGCUCUGGGACAGCGCGGACACGUGGACGCUCCCUCGGGACCGCCGGGCCCGUCGGACAACGACUCCCCGCCUCCUCGCUUCUCCCUCCACCUGGACCGGCAGAGCUCCGGAGAAACGGACGACGCCGACAUCUGGACCCGGCCGGGGAGCUCCGACACCUUCAGGAGCUUCAAACAACCUUAAAGAGCCCGAUCCCCCCCGACUGAAUCCCCCGACUGACCCCCCACUGACCCCCCCGACUGAACGGUGCCUUAACUGCUUCGACUAACGCCCAGAGGACAGAGCAUCACGGUGUCUGUGUGGAGAUGUGAUCAUGUCAAGCCUGGAGGGAUUUUCUCACUUUGAGAUCCUCCAGUCUGAGAGACCAUAUUUAUUUCAAUGAUGAGAUUGUUUUUUAACAAAAUAAAUUCUAUUG